AUGAGAGUUGUUAGUGAAACUAAAUACUAUAAAGUAUUAGCUAAACUCUAUGAAAAAUGUGCAUCCUUAUCAGCUCAAUUAGACAUUUACGAGUUUGAUUCACCCAAAACUGAAUAAUUUUAAUAAUCAGAGGACAGCAAUGAAAACACACAAAAAAGGGUUCAAAAUAAAAAAAAAUAGAAAUAUAUCCCUCAUCCAAUAAUAAAAUUAGAAGAAGAAUAGCAAAAACAAUAGCCCAAAUAUUCGUCAAAAAAUAAAAAGACAAUUUCAUAAAAUAAUGUGAAAUCCACAAAAAUUUAAAAGAAAAUCAAGAAACCUAAGAAUUAUGACUUUAGUUCCUCCUCCUCUUCGACAUCAUCCUCAUAUAACUGAAUUGCC
Molecule: messenger RNA, 378 nt
Organism: Paramecium octaurelia
Lineage: Eukaryota; Ciliophora; Oligohymenophorea; Peniculida; Parameciidae
Source: the annotation of a GenBank genome assembly